Acanthochromis polyacanthus (spiny chromis) is the source of this 4674-nucleotide messenger RNA. RefSeq names its product repulsive guidance molecule BMP co-receptor a (gene rgma). Gene Ontology annotation, cellular component: plasma membrane. Gene Ontology annotation, biological process: BMP signaling pathway. The transcript is spliced from 4 exons. The record is from RefSeq and is a predicted model, not a curated record. Lineage: Eukaryota; Metazoa; Chordata; Actinopteri; Pomacentridae. The coding region runs from base 992 to 2344 and encodes 450 amino acids. Gene Ontology annotation, molecular function: coreceptor activity.
AGCCCUUGAGCAUACCCCAACCCCCUCCUCCUGCCUGCAAAGUGUUUGUCCAUCUGAUCCUCCAUUAAAUCCUGAUUAUUAUGGAUUUGUCCUGUGAUUUGCAAAAGAUGAGGGACCAACAAAGGUGAUCUGGCUAGGGGGUAGAUUGGACAAAAAAAAGGGGCUAUUUGUUGGCCAUUAAUGACACAGUGUUGUUUUUGUGCAGAAAUGGGAUGCAUUGCAGAAAAUAAAGCACCACAUCCCAGCAACAUGGCAUUUGAUUUAAGUGAAAGCAAUGCUGGGUUUAGUUGCAUGUGAAAAAAAAUAACUGUCAAACUCAUUUCUGGCUUGUUUUUCAGCUGCAGCUGCGACCUAUUCUGUAAACUCCCCUCUCACCAGAAGCGUCUGAGAGGAGAACUAGUUGGGAAAGGAGGGGAUCUGAGAUUUGGGGGCUCCCAUGCGGCGUCAUGCAGAGCCGAUCAUUGUCUCUCUCACACUUUCUAACUAGCCAUUUCACAACAUCCACACAGCGGAUCGGGCUGUACGCAGCAGCAGCAGAUUUACCCCUCAGGGCUUUUCUCUCUCUUCCCCGACGUCGACCAUAACCAACUAUUUGGAUUCGGCACGCGGAUGAGGCCAAUUACUGGACUUAAUCUAUCAUAAUGUCUCCGCUCAGAUCGACUGAUAGUCAAAUGAGUUAAGCAAUGGCUGGAGAGAUCCGCCGGCUGCGAGAAGAGGCUGUUUAAAUGAACUAACAGAAAGAAGAGCACUUUGAUUUGCAGACUUUUUUGUUUUGUUUUUUGGAGAAGCUGAUCGAGCGGACCAUCAUGCGCAGACUGGCGGGUUUUACGCACGGAGAGCCGCUGAGCGCGUUUGAUUUGGGAUUACUGUGACACACUGGUCGUGUUUUUUAAAAGGGGGAGAUUUAAAAAACGAAAAAAAUAUUAGGAGUCUGCUUCCUCUCGCUCCUGUUCGCUGUCCUCCGGGUUCCUGCAGGACUCCAGAGUCGCCCAUGCAGUCGCCAAGGGAGAGGAGUAAAGUGCGACCCCGAGCUGGAUGGAUGGUUAUGGGGAAAAGAGGGAGACCCUCGGCGCUUGAAGUGUGCAGAGUUCUCGCCGUGUUUUUCGUACUCUUUCCUGCCGUGAGCCUGCAGUGCAAGAUCCUCAAGUGCAACUCUGAAUUUUGGGCCUCCACCUCGAACACUGGACCGGAGGAGGAGUUCUGCACGGCGCUGCGAGCGUACAACAGCUGCGUACGCCGGACCGCUCGUACCUGCAGGGGUGACUUGACGUACCACUCCGCCCAGCAUGGCAUAGAGGAUUUAAUGAGCCAACACAACUGCUCCAAGGAAGGACCGACAUCCCAACCACGUGCCCGAACCCCGCUUCCUCCUCCACCGCCGCCGGUCCUCACCGACAGCCAGGAGCGCUCCGACGGCCCAGAGGUGUGCCACUAUGAACGCAGUCUUUCACGCAGCACAGCAGCGCCCAACUACACGCACUGCGGCUUCUUCGGAGACCCGCACCUCCGAACGUUUGGUGACGACUUCCAGACGUGUAAAGUGGAGGGAGCCUGGCCACUCAUCCACAACAAGUAUCUGUCUGUCCAGGUGACCAACACUCCUGUAGUACCAGGUUCCUUCGCCACCGCCACAAGCAAGCUGACAAUCAUCUUUAAGAACUUCCAGGAAUGUGUGGAGCAGAAGACGUACCACGCAGAGACAGACGAGCUGCCGGCUGCGUUUGCAGAUGGCUCCAAGAACGGAGGGGAUCGACACGGAGCGAACACCCUGCGCGUGGUGGAGAAGGUUCCUGGGCAGCAUGUGGAGAUUCAGGCCAGGUACAUUGGAACGACCAUCGUGGUCCGGCAGGUGGGCCGCUACCUAACCUUUGCCGUGCGAAUGCCGGAGGAAGUCGUGAACUCCGUGGAGGAAGGCGAUAACCAGGACUUGUACUUGUGUCUGCACGGCUGUCCGGCCAACCAGCGCAUCGAUUUCAGGAACUUCAGAGCUCGAGCCACGGAGGCCCACAGCGGAGGCAGGAGCAGGAGCAGCACCGGAGCGCACGGCUUCACCUACCAGUCUGCAAAGGCCAAGUGCAAAGAGCGACUCCCAGUAGAGGAUCUGUACUUCCACUCCUGUGUGUUUGACCUCCUCUCCUCUGGAGACAUAAACUUCACCAUGGCAGCCUACUACGCCUUUGAGGAUGUAAAAAUGCUCCAUUCAAACAGCAAGAGAUACCACAUCUUUGACAGUGAUCCUUUAAUGAGUAGCGCGGCAAAGAGGGGCAAAGAUUUACUUUCAGUCUUCCUCCUCAACCUCCUCGCUUUCUUAUUGUGGAGUGAGUGUGGCGGCAUUCGUCUAUAGUCCCAUCACAGCAUGGUGUAUCCGUCAGUGAGUGUUAGAGUACCAUCGCUGCAUCACACAUCCGCUCCUCUCUUCUGCUCUCAUUCUGUGACUUGACCAGUGAUUUGCCAGUAGGUCACUCCAACCCAGAGUGGUUUUAGUGAUAGUCGUGUCUUGACAUCAGUCUAAGGACAAGACGAGUUUGCAGUCCUCCCACCUGUCAUCACAUGUAUUUAGCUGGUUCAUAGGACUGGUCUUUGAAGAGAGCAGCGGUGAGAGAGCCCAGCUACCCCAGAGCUCAGGAUAUCCACCUGGGAUUAAAUCCCGCAUUCUCAUCAGGGCUGCAUGCCUAUGGGAAGCCGGACAAGAUGAUCUUUUGCAGAAAGAGGAGUUUGCUGAUCUCCCUCCCCUGAUCCCCACAUUGGUGCCAAGCCAGUGAAGCUCUCUGUGGCUCAUGUGGCGAAGCGAGAGGACCUGACAGGGGCUUUUGUUAACCUUAGGCCAGAAGCAGCUCUAUGUUUGAUUAGUUUCCAGCUUUGGAAAAGCCUGAGUCUUUUGGAGGAAGCACUCAGCCAAAAGGAUGUCAGAGCAGCGUCUCCAGUUGUCUGCUGUGGAGAUUAAUGGGUCAUAUUGUUAGGUUGUGAGUGUGUGUUUGUGUGUGUGGAUGUGUGUGCAUUAGUACAAUAUGUGUGCAGAAUUCAGCAUCUGUGGUUAAUUUUGUGUGUUUGUGGGUGCAGAAGUUUCCAGAAAGGAGAUAACAAACCUCCAGUGGGAGACAUUUCUCCCAUGUCUUUGUGUUGCACCCAACAUUUCAGAAAUAGAAAAGAUGACGCUCUCGGGUCUGUUCAAACGGGCUCUGUCAGCCAAGUAGCAAACUCCAAAAGGGAACUGAUAAAAAUAGUCCUUUUUUCAUCCGUGCGUCAACUUCAGUGUCAUACAACCUCUUCCCUCCGUUGUCGGAGCUGACAUGUUGAUCACACAGUGUUUGUGUUUCAAGUCUGUUUUGUGAAUGUAGCGAACAGGAAAGCAAAGGAACAAACUUCGUCAAGGGCACUCGAAGCGUUUACAGAAUUUAGAUCAAUCCAGUCAAAGUAUGACAACUCUGUGAGAUCAUUUUGUGAGUCUGAAUCUGUUUCCAGUUGAAGCGUGGCGUUAGAUCUGUUAGUGCUAGCUGUAAUGACAUCGCCUCUAGUCGGUUUAGCAUUUUCUAGACUUCCAGUGCGCUGACCUGACCGUGGCUUAGUGAGUUAAACGAUAAGCAUAUGUCUGUAGACGUGAUUCCAUGGCUUAAGUCGUUGCCAAAGAACAAGCCCUUGUGCCAACGUUUUCCCUCACAGCUGAAUUUUCAUCUUUCAGUCUUAAACGGCUCACAUUUAGGCGGUUGUAUAUAGCUUGUGUUUUGUGGGUGAACUAGCGUUAAAAAUUUACAGUAACGCAUACUGUAAAAGCAACAUUUGUUUCUGUUUUUUCAGUCUCACGUUUGCUUUUCCUGCGUUUCAUGAUGGCGCCCCUCGCGACGAGAGGUUUUCAUUUGAGCUUUGGCUCUCAGCGUCUGUUAGCGUGCAAGUCAUCCCUGUAGAUACUGUUACUACUGGGGCAUAGUCUUCUGGUCAUUUAUCCUUUACACUGAAGUAUUUGGCAGGCCUUACUACUGCUAUUUGGAAUAUGUAUUGGUGCAGUUUGACAACAACGAAAAAAAAAAGAGUCCUACAAACAGAUGAUUGUAACGUUGAAUCUUGUGUUAAUAGAUGUAAUUUGUAUUGUGUGUUUUACAGUAUACGGUUCUACAUGUGUAAUGUGAGAUUGUACAUAUGUUUUGUGCAUCGUUGACUUUAAAUUUGUAUAUUACCAGUUGUGUUUUUUUGAAUUUAUCACUCCAGUUUUUUGUACAUGAGAUGUUUUGGUGAAUGUGAACCUUUUGAUUUGAAAAGGGAUAUUUUUUUAUUUUGUUUUCUUUUGCAAAAACAUGAACACCACAGACCAGAAUAGUAUUUACUGAACAGUGUCCACUUUGAUGUUUGUAGAAGAAGUGAUGAAAUGGUAGUUGUAGAUUAAAGUAAAAAUUGUAAAGUAAAUGAAAGUAAAACCUGUAAAGCAGCCCGCCUUCCCUAGAAAAGAGAAUGUAGGAAAAGUGAUCUGGGGCGUUCAUGUUUUUGAGUUUAAAGCACUUUAUGUUUUCUUUUUCAUUUAGCUCUUUUUUUUGUUUGACUUGUAAUGGUGAAAAAGAAUUUUAAAAAAAUAGCUGAGUGGGAGAUGCCAGAAAGAUCAAACUGUGUAAAGCAAAUGUGGUCCCACAUGCCAGCUGUUUAUAAUGUAAAUUAUUUAUUGAAUAAAAGAAAAUGUCUUGUUAA